Messenger RNA from Schistosoma haematobium, 10855 nucleotides. It is a transcript of the gene ELAPOR1, whose product is annotated as Endosome/lysosome-associated apoptosis and autophagy regulator 1, variant 2. Bases 30 to 3176 code for a protein of 1048 amino acids. The transcript is spliced from 21 exons. The record is from RefSeq and is a predicted model, not a curated record. Lineage: Eukaryota; Metazoa; Platyhelminthes; Trematoda; Strigeidida; Schistosomatidae.
UAAACAUUAAAUGAGCGUUUAUUUGUCCAAUGAUGCCUUUACGCUUUAUAUUUCUUUCGUUCUUUAUAAGCUUUAUUUAUACACAAUCGUGUCGAGAAAGUGACUUACAAAUAAAAAGCACAAGUUGUGAUACCUCUGGAAGUAGAUGGCUUUUGAAAAUACCAAAGGAUGAUAGAAAAUGUGACCUAAACAGUUUGAGUUUACCAAGGAAAGUAGACAAUUGUGAGACAACUUGUCCAAGUGGAAUGCAUCUUAACCUAUUGUCACAGAACUGUGAGGUCUGUCCAUCCGGAACGUAUUCAACAGGUGAUAUGCUUGAAGUAACAAAAUGGGAUGCGAUGCCAGAUUUUCUGACCUCUGAUACAACGUAUGGAAGUUUAACUAAUGAAAAAUGCAACUUAACUGGUUGGUCACCUCAAGGUAAACACCUAGUUGGAAAAACAACAGGCAGUUGCACUGUGAUACUUUCAAUGAAAGUUCAUAAUCUUAAGCCUGGAACAAUAACGUUUACAUAUCAAGUUGAAGAAUAUGGAGCAUUGGCUUUCUUUAUUAUAAGAAAUGAACGAUGUACACAAUUACCCGGUGGGAGUUUUCUUUUAGGUCUUACCGGAUCGUAUGCAUAUGAGACUGUGACAUUCAGCGUUCCAGUUGGCCACAAUAUUCUUCAAUGGUAUUUACUUGUUGAAAAUGUUUAUAUACAACAAUUGUAUGGAUUAAAAGAUCCUGAAUUACAUAUUAAAGAAAUUCGUUUAACUGGAACUCCACCAGUGACUGUAUGUACGCCAUGUGCAGCUGGCAGUUUUGGACCACGAGAAAAAGCUGAUCGUUGUGAGUUAUGUCCAAGAAACACAUAUUCAGCUGAAGGAGCCGAAUCAUGUAAAUCAUGUCCAGCAGAUCAGUAUUCAGGUAAUGGAUCUUCAAGUUGUAGUCCACGUCCUCCAUGUAAGAAAGAUGAUUAUACAAGUUAUUGGACAUCGUGUGAUCAACAACAAAUGACACAACGUAAAUGGAAGUGGAUUGAACCAAAAAUAUGUGAUGAAAAUAGUGGCGUUUCUUUACCACAACCAGAGAGUCCAGUAGAUUGUCACAAGUGUCCAACUGGUACAUUUCCAUUAGAUGGUAAUACAUGUGAAUUAUGCUCAGUUGGUAUGAAGAAACAUUUAUCAAAUUUAGAAACUUGUGUUACAUGUCCAACUAAUGAAGUUCCAAUGUAUGGUUUACGUUUUGAUAAUUGGUAUCGUAUGCCGUCUAUACUGAAAUUGGAUUGUUACAAUUUCUUUGGGACGAAAUGUAAUACAUGGGAACGUGAUCUAACAUUAUUACGUGGUGGAGUUGGCAUGCAUUCAGAUGAAUUGGCAACAUUGGAACUCUCAAUUAAGGAUGGUUUUAUUACAGCAUCAAUAAUUGAUUCAACUGACGAGUAUUCUUUUUAUUUUCAGCCACCUAUCUCUAAUACAUUUGUACGUAUUGAAUUUCAAUUAGAUUGUGUUGGUAGAUGUCAGUUUUCUAUGAAACAAGUUUUUGUCGCUGGUAAUGAAAAAAUGAUUGCUAUCUGGGGUGGAUCAUCAAACCGAAGAAAUUUCACGUAUCAUAUAAAAGAUGCAAGUGAAGUUACAUUUAAGUGGAUUUUUGAAAAACCAAGUUCACCAAUUCAUAUACAAGAUCAUGUAAAUAUUUAUCAAAUUGAAGUAACCAAUGUGAAAAAUGAUAAUAUUAUCGGAUGUCAAACAUGUGUUCAAGGAAUUGUCAAUGGAAAGUGUAAAACUUGUCCAUCUGGUCUAUAUUAUUCAGUACAAUAUGAUGAAAUUAAUAAAACAAAUAUAAUCAAUUGUACAAAAUGUCCAAAUAAUUCCAUUGUAGUUGGUGAUGCAUCCAGUUUACAUACAGUUACAGAAGCAUGUCAUUUAUGUGAACCAGGUACAAUUGCAGUGAAUCAUAGUAUAUGUGUGACUGAUACACAACCAAUUACAGCCUCUGGCUUUCAAUAUAAUUUAACUGAUGUGAUUGACAGAGUUCAUCAUGUCUCCAGUCCAAAAAUGUUUACUCCAUCAGGAACGGGGUACUAUCAUGAAUUUCUUAUAAGUAUGGCAUAUGGCAAAACAGUCCAAUGUAUAGAGAAUUCUUCAAUUUAUGAUCAACAUACCGUGAAUGCUUCAAUUUGUCGACAUACGAGGUUUGAGGCUUCCGAUCAAAGGCGUACAAAAACAUACUCAAAACCAACAAGACUAGCUGAUCGCCUUAUUCGUAUGGUGCCCAGUAAUGUGACACUAGACUUUUGGCAAGAAGUAAACAAAAAUUUGACAAAGGCAGGCUGGAUGGAAGACAAAUUCGGUAACGAUUUACAUUAUAUAUUUGCUUCUGAUGAUCAUAGUUCCAAUUGUCCUCAUGGACGAACUACAGUCAUUACAUUACGAUGUGUAUUUACUCAAAAUUUUGAAACAUUCAUGUAUCAAGUAAAAGAUUUCAGUGAAUAUAUAACUGGUAAAAUUGAAUUACCACCAUUGUGUCCAGAUGGUACUUGUGAUGGAUGUACUUAUCAGUUUCUAUGGUCUUCAAUGUAUGCUUGUCGUAUGUGUCAAGAAAAUGAUUAUGAAAAAAUUCUUAGUGAGUGUAGUUAUGGUCGUAGACAGGUUCAUCUUCGUGCUCCAUGGGAAUGUCGUGUUCCACAGAACAGAAAUCUCACCCUCAUUGAAAGUUGUCCACUUUUGUCCAAAACUCAAACAGCCGCUGUUCUAUUGACUGUAAUAAUUCUAAUUAUUUUAGGAAUAAUAAUCUUCAUGUGUCAUCGUCGAAAUAAGAAACUAGAAUAUAAAUACAUGAAACUUGUUCAAAGUACAUCGGGGAAAAAUCAAGUAACUAGUUGUGCAAUAGAAGGUGACGGCGAUAUGGAUAAAGGAGGAAGUGUAUAUUACACUACAAUGAAUAGUAAUAAUAACAGUAAUAAUAAUAAUAAUAAUAAUAAUAAUGAUAAUUAUAAUAAAACACGAAUUAAAUCACCUCCAAGUUAUGCUGAUUCAACUGGAAUUGUAUUAGAACCAAAUGAAUUUUUGAAAAAUGAUCAUUUCACACAAAUGGGAUUUAAGGGAUUGCCUAAAGUGAAUCUCCCACCGAUUAUCUACAAAAGCAAAUCGGAUACAGACCGUGACAUUCUUACAGAGAAUGAUCAUGUUUUAUGAAGAAAAUAAAAUGUCACAUCCAAUAAUCAAUCAUCAGUAAAAUUUUACUCUCGCCCACUCCUUAUAAAACACUUUCUCAUGGGAAAGCAACAAGGUGACAUAGUUUUUUUUCUCUUAUUCUACCAUCUUUGUUUCUCACUGAACCAUAAUCUCACUCAUUUUCGACAAAAAAAAUUCAUUCAUGCCAGUUGAAAAGUUAUUGUUUCUCUCUUUACGUGUAUGUGAGUAUGUCUAAAUGACUGCGCAUACAUGUGUGAAGAUUCGAUGUGUGUAUGUGUGUGUAUCUCCCCCUUUAUCAAAAAUAUGUACACCUGUUUAUACUCAUUAUUCAUAGUUAUUACUAUUAUUAUUUAACACUGGUUCACUUGAAAAACCUUGAUAUUUCCCAGGCCAGUUAACUUACAUGUUUUUUCCUAAUAUUAAAAAGAAUCAGUAAAAUAUUUCCGUAUGUAUUUUUUUUCUCAUAUAAAGUAAAUUAUGUUUUAUAUGUUCUCUACGAGACCUUUAAUUUUCUCCAAAGUUAAAACUAUGACGAAAUUCUUUUUUUUUAAAAAAGGAAAACUUUGUUCUUAAAACACUCUUCUCUUACUUACUUACUUACGCCUGCUACUCCUGAUGGAGGAUAGGCUGCCGAAAAAAAAACAUUCUUCCAUGCAUAUCAUUAAAUCAUAACAAGAAGAACAGAAACAAACAGUAAUAAAAAAACCCGACAAUCUUAUACAAUCAUUAUCUCUUUUAAUAACAGAUAUCUAUGAAGCAUUUUUUUAAGUGGUUUUAUAUAUUUUGUUGUUAUUCGUCCACUUUUUUUUUCUUUUUUAAGAUAAAAAAACACAAAGAAUUUAGUGUAAUACUGAAAUUCACUGGAAAUUUCAAUUACUCUUUCAUUACAAGUAAUAACAAUAACAUAUCAUCUUAUGUAACCGUUCGUUGCUUUUUUUUCUUCUAAAAAGUUAUUUGAAUUGAAACAUUCAAGUUUUUUUUAAUAUUUGGUUCUUAUAAACGAAAAUAUUCUUUUUGAUGUCUUGUUAGUUUCUAUUGUUUUUCUUUUUUUUGUUGUUGACAAAAACAGAAUUUAAUCUAAUUUUUUUUCUGAUUCAUAAAAUAACGUGUUUUGUUAGUCUGCUUGUUUUUUUUUCUAAAAGGAGGCGGAAGAGUGGAUCUGUGUGUGAGCGUAUUGUAACGACUGUGUCACCUGAACAUAUAUAUAUAUAUAUUCUGCCUACUCAUUCCCCCUGUGUGUGUAUGUGUGUAUUUUUUUGUUGUUGUCAGCAUAUUGAUCAUUUAAAUUUGUCCAUUCAUUUCAAUACUGUCAUUCCAAACACUCUUAGAGAUAAGUUGUGAAUAGAAAAAUUGUAUAAUUACGUUUUCAUUCUUUUUUUCAAGAAAAGAAUAAUAAAAAAAUUACCAGUUGUUACAAUAAACAAUUUUGAUGCAACGUCUAGAUCAUUGUGAAAAAUAAAAUGACACAACAGUUUAUUGAUAGAAAAUUAAUUAUAAAUUUAUAUAAUUACUAUGGUUACGUUCAUAACCGUAAUGAAUGAAGCAAUAAAGAUAAGAAUUCAAGUGAGUGUAACGAAUAAUUAAAUCGACCACAACAGUAGUAAGUGUACAUUACAUGAGAAAUGUCAUUGUUUUUAAAAGUUGCGAUAUUUAUCAUUUAAUCAAUGUUAUAUAAUGUAUGAACGAGUAUUGAAUUACUUCAUAUAUAUAUAUAUGCUACUUAUAUUGACAGACAUAAGUAGUAUGUAACACCGAUUGAAAGUGGGAUAUCUGUCAGCAGAAUGCUAGGAAGAUCAACAUGAAGAAAACAAAAUAAAAAAUUAGAAAGGAAUGUGGAAGACAAAUGAUAGUAAAUCGCAAAUGAACUAUUCACUAUAUGGUACUCAUAUUAUGCCAAGAUGCUUUGUAUAUAUAUAGAUUAAUAUUAGUUGGAGACUUAGUAAAAAUCACAUAACACUCAAUAAUUGUUUAUUCUUUUGAUUAUAAGAUAACCAUAAAUAAACGAACUAUUCAAAUUCAUAUUAAUCAUGUAAUUAAUUAUGAUUAUGUAAGUAGUAACUUGCAAAGUUUAAUCGAAUUAAAAAUGAAUGUUUGUAUCAUGAACAAAUCAGUUGUCAUGGUACAAAAUGAUUUGAUUGAAUAGUAGACUUUUAAGCAUAUGGACCAGGUUAUCAAUAACAAGUUACAUAAUAUCUUAACCUUUGCCUACAUGAACAUCAUUUAGCAGUCAAACGUCAUGAUAUUUCCUCACUUAUAUCAAUACACGUGGACAACUGCGGACACUCAUUCGAUUGGAAAAAUAUGGAAAUCUUGGACAGAGGAAAUUCCAAAAACACCAGAGAAUUUUUAGAAGCCUGGCACUCAGGUCAAUCAGCAAUCAACAAACAUAUUGAAAUCAAUUCAAUUUAUCAACCAAUCAGGAAAAUCAUGCACAAAUACAGGAACGAAAAUCAAACCAAUAGGUGACACAGCCAAAACAAAGGAGUAAACAAUGACAAAUUUAAGGUCAAUAAGAACCAAUGAACGUCGAGGUGUACAGAACAAGGUGUGAAACACAUAUGGAGAAAUUCGAACACUUCACUUCUAUCUGAAGUUUGUGCUGAUGAUGUCGUUCAAAAAACGAUAAAAGCUCCACGACCAAACCAUCCAGCUCAGAGAACAAAACUCCAUCUUUGUAGUUAAAUCACCCUUUAUGUCUUUCUCUGACUAUUAAUUAGAUUGAACUCCACCAAACUGACAUCAAAGAGUUAUCGGUUGGUCUAUAUUUUUUUUACUGGACUUCCGAAUAAUGUCAAUUCGUGUGAUAUAAAUAGUUUUCAAUUAAAUAUUUGUUACUUUUCUUAUUACGUAACAGUAAAUUAUUUUAUUGGGGUUUAUAUAAUAUCAACAUUUUCUGUAUCCCGGUUGUGAAUAUAAAAUACAAAUUAUCAAUUUACUAUUUAUAAGUUUAACCCAAUAUACCCCAUGGAAUUUUCAUUCGAAUGCAUUAUAGUUGCCAAUACAUAUACAAAUACUCUAAGUAACUUUGAGAAAUUUUUGAAGAGGUGCACAAAAGGAACGAUCAAUAUUCAAUAUCAUCCAGUACUAUAUCAUGUAUAAUUUGAAUGUUUAUUAAACUGAAUGAUCAGAAAUGCUUAAGAUAUAUUCGUGGUAGUUUCGAAGUAUAUAGUUUUCUACUGAUAAUCAGAAAGAAGUCAAUUGUUUUCUUUAACUAAACUUGGAUUAAACGAAAAUAAAGUUGGUGAGCUGGAUGGUUUCAUUGAAAAGCUUUAGCUGUCAUUAUAGAUAUCGUGGGCGCUUCAUUAAAGUAAAAAUGAGUAUUUUGAUUAUACUACAAGCGUCAAGUCAGUUAUUUCUGAUGACUUUGUUUCUAACCGAUUUUCUUCACAGGUUUUAUUAUCUUGACAUGUUCUUUUGUUCUUGUUAGCUAUUUUGUUCAAUUGACGUGUGACCAUGUGACUGGUUGACAUUUUUCGUAUAGACUGACAAAUUAGAUUUAUGUCGAUCUACACUAAGACAAUUUCACUAAUACAAGACAGGUUGUUACUUAUUAAAUAAUCGAGAUGCUCGUUUCUACUCGAACUCUGAAUUUAUUUCAUCUAGCUCUGAGGACUAAAUCAUACUAAAAAUCAGAACAUUUGAAACACCUGCCUUUUCAUGUUUAAUCCAGUAGAAGUACUCGAAGGAACAUUCAUUCAUAUAGGUGUGCCGAUUAAAAUGAAAUACUGAUAGAAAUGGCAAUAAAGCUGCUUUGUAUCACUAAGUAAUAAUAGAUAUAGUGAAUUCAAAAUAUCAUACGUCAAAUAUUUUGAUUUUCUUCAAUUUAUAAAGCUUGAGAACUGAGACGAAUGAAAUGAUAAUGAUAUAACUGCAAUUUUAUUUAAUGUACAGAAAUUAAAAGACCACUUAUAUUAUUGAUAGUAACCUUGGGUUUCCUUUUUUUAGAAAGUUCCAGCAGAAUAUACUAGAGUUGGCAUUGAUUUAUGGUAGGUGAAUAUAUUGACUCUUAAAGUUGACUUAAGUUCACCAUGGAAUAGUUAUUGAUUGUAUGUGGGGAUUUGAGAAUUUCGAAUAAUAGUUUUUGACUCUUCCUGAGAUUUACAACAGUAAACACUAUUUCGAACAUUGCAAUUGAAGAGAUAAUAAAGAAUAGAAAAAAGAACAGAAAGUAUCAGAGAAAUUUGAAGUAUCUUUCAAAGAGAAUUACUUACAGAUAUGAUUAAAGUGAAAGUUUCCAUUGAAUGAAAUUGGUUUAAAAACUAUUCGCUAGUCGUCAGCAAUGAUCACAUGAAGUGCAGUAAGUGAAUAAAACUUACUAGGUAUUAAAAUGGUAUAUGUGACGAGAGAGAUGAAGUUAUGCCAUAUAACGGACGAAAGCUUGUAUGAUAGUGUUGGUCGUGGAAUUGAUUGUCUGAAUUAAUUGCGGAUAAAUGUGAAUAAAUAACCAAAGCCCAUAAUGAACAAAUGUUAGAUGACCAACAACCUGAUAGCAAAGUACCAGAUGAAAUACUCAUACAUAAAAGAUUUAAUACUAAUAAGUAUGAAUAAUAUUCAUUUAAAUUACAAUUAAUGAAUAAUAAUAAAACAAAUGUAGUUUAAAUCUUUUAGUUACACCCACCUGUGUAUUAUUAACUUACCUACUUAUGCCGGCUAACCUUUGUGGAGUGGCAUAGACCGCCCAUCGGGAUUCUCUUUUGAAAUCUGUCCAAGGUUCUUUUUCCCAGUGUUCUUCCCAUUUCUGUUUAUUAUUUCGAUGUCUGCCUUAAAUUUUCAGCGCAAUGUCUUCCUCUUUUCCCUUUCCCUUCAGGAUUCCAAGUAAGCGCUUGCCUUUUGAUGCAGUUUGAUGAUUUUCUCAAUCUAUGUCCUAUGCACCUCAGACGUCUUUUCCAAAUUUCCUCUUCAGCUGGAAGCUGGUUUGUUCUCUCCUAGAGUGGACCGUUUCUAAUGGUAUUCGGUCAACGAACAUUCAGAAUCUUGUGUAGACAACUGUCUAUAGACACCUAUACUUCUUUGAUGAUGGUUGUGGUAGUUUUCCAAGUUCCAGCUCGUACAGUAGAACUAUCUUUACGUUUGAAUUGAAAAUUCUGACUUCGAUGCUGACAGAUACAUGUAUUAAGCAGUAGAUGUUCUCCAUUUGCAGGACUGUUGCCCUUGCUUCGCCAAUCCUUGCCUUCAUAUCUGCAUCCGAUCCUCCUUGUUUAUCGACGAUGAUGGACCUGCGUAUUAACGAAUAAUUUUCACUACUUUCUCGUCUGUAAGCAUCAAGUCUGCCUCGCAAUGAUAUUAAUAGUCUUAAAAAUUAUGUAAUCGGUUAGUAUUAUUUUUAUGAUACAUACUGAAGCCAAGAAUAUGUACGGCGAUUGCCCUAUUAAUAAGGAUGAGCUCUAGUAAUCACGCCAUCAUUAAUUUAGACUCAAGCUUGAACGUGAUUACAGCCAGAGAUGAUGUAUCUUUAUAUAUAUGGCGAAAAAACAUGUCCACCUAUACAUAUGAAGCACAUAUCUCGAUAGUAUUUUAGUCAAUCACUAUUUUUCUAAUACAUGUGGUCAUGUCAUCAAAAUUUAUCGUUGGAGGUGAAGAAAAAGUGCUAAAGUUGUUUUAAUACCAGCCAUAAACAAUAACUGAGUUCAGCUUUCAUAGGUCUCUUAGGAAUCAACAGAUUUGAGGAUUUGAAAUAUGGUUCAUUCACAUAUCAUCAUACCAUCAUUAACUUAAUUCAACCUGACAAGAUCUUUUCGUAAUAAUACUGAAAAUGGAGAGUGGCUCGCAAUCGAAUCCAGGAUGCACAUUUCGUCCUAAUUGAGACUCGUUAGCUGGAUGUACCUGCAUCUCAGAGUCGAUGCUCGUUCUGGGACUCGAACCCAGUACUGUUCGCUUCAAACACCAUCGUGCUAUCUAUAGCCACUAUCCAUCUUUGUUUAUAAUGCGUGUAAAUUUAGGCAAUAACGAGGCGAUACGCACAGUAUGCAGAUAUGUCAAUAAGAGACUGAUCAAUUACAGACCUGAAAAUCAGUGGAAAGAUUCAAGUAAACAAUAGCAGGUGAAUUUCAUACUGAAAAUGGUUGUGGUAUUUUUCAAGGAAUUUUUCUACAAAGAGGCCUUAAAGUGGUAUUAUAAAGAGAUGUUUCAAUUCAGCUAACUUACAUUGUCAGGUAUUCAUUAACCAUCGAUAAAAUGUAGUAAUAUAAAGAUAAGUGAAUAGUGAAAAUUCACCAGGUUGUGAUAUAAUUGAUUUACGUGACGAAAGAGGAGAGAUUAUGUGACACAUAAUAAUGAUAAUGAUGAUAAUAAUGAUGAUAUGUAACCAGUGGAUAUUUUUAUAACUAAGCAUAAUUAUUCGAUAAAAAUAAUUUUGCACAAAUGGCAAAUUAUUUGCAAUCUAUAGAAUGCACAAUUUACAACAGUCUGUCAAUCCGAAGUAAACAGAAAUAUACAGUGUAGUGAACGAGAACACAUGCGGGGACAAUCAAAUGUUAUCAUUAACAUUAUUUUCACAUCCGGUAUCUGUUUGUAAUUUUUUCGCCUCUCCGUUUAUAUUCUUCACUAUCUAAUUAUUCACACGCUUAUUACGUAGUGGUUUUAAUGUUUUGUGUUGACUAUUCCAAGUCUAUUUACCCACGUUUGACCUUCUAUUUCCAACGUUUAACUAUUGAUAAGACUUUUGUUAUCGUAUUUUCUUAUUCUUACUACUUUUAGUACACCUGUCUUCCUAUUAUCAACUUGUACUUUUACCUAUUAUGUGCGGUGACUUAUUCUAUUUCAUUGUGAUUAUUGACCCAAACUGUCUUGAUUGGUUUAACAUUUUCGUAUAAAUAUUCAUGUAUAUUAGAGUAAAGCCUGAUGACGAUCUAAUGGAAAACAAUCGUUCGCUUUCAUGUGUUGUUCUAAGAAUCAAAUAUAUUUGAAUACAGAAUUACAGAACAUCUUGGUAAAAUCUGUGAACCAUACAGUAAAUACCUCAUUUGCAAAAUGUCAGUCAAACGUCUCAGACUCCAUUGUUCUUUCGUUUCCACACUAAUCAUUCUUUGUUCUCGUUCUAUUUUCAUUGAUCUUCUUAAACUGCUGCCUCCAGGCAUUUCACCUUCGAUCGAUGAUACAUACUACUUAUAUCUGUAGAAAUCAAUAGCACACACCACAACGUACACUGAUAUUUAUUAAAUCAUUUUGAAAUUAAUUUUUCUUCUUUGUGGCUAAUUUAUUUCAUUUAUAGAUGAUCAGAUACUUGUUAAUAAGCAGACUAAUGAUUGUAGGUGUUUUUUAUAUUUUCCUCUUAUUAUAAUUAUUACUACCAUUGAUGUUCCUGACAUGUACAAACAUACACAUACAUCAUCAUCAUCAUUGUCAUUCUUAAUUUUACUACAGUAUAGUCGAUAAAAAACUGCAAAUCCUCAGUAUUUUUGGCACAACAAUCAACAAGGUACACACAUUUGUAUAUAUAUGUGAAGUUUCUAAAAAUAUACACAUCAAUCGAUAAGUAAAUAAUCAAUGUCCGUUAUCUAGUUUCAAUUAAAAUAUUCUCCUUCUUUUAAAGUAAUAUUCGGAUACAAUUAAAGUAUAUAUGAACAAAAUGAGGAAAUAAUUGUACUUAACUAAAAAUAUAUCUGUGUGUUCCUAUAUGUCUGUAUUCUUCUAGUAUAUAUAUGUAUAUGUGUGUAUCUGUAUGAACAUCUAUGGUUGGG